Molecule: messenger RNA, 1501 nt
Organism: Helianthus annuus (common sunflower)
Lineage: Eukaryota; Viridiplantae; Streptophyta; Magnoliopsida; Asterales; Asteraceae
Exons: 3
Coding region: 37-351 (104 amino acids)
Source: RefSeq, a predicted model, not a curated record
CUAAAAGUGUAACUGAACAAGGGGGCAAAGUGAAAGAUGAAAAUACCCAAUUCCCGUAAGCUUACAAACCCUAAAUCGGAAGCUGUCUGUCUCUCAGAGAUGGCAUGCGAAGAAGGUUCCGAAGCUGAAUGGGAAGGUUACGCUCGAUCGUUUGACUAUGAUGAAGCUCAUCGUCUUCAAAGAAGGCAGCAAGUUGACCGAUUAACUGGAUUGGGUGAUGAUUUUCUCUACCUAAUCUUUUCCCGAUUGGAUUUUCUGGAAUUGACAAGCAUUCGAGGCACAUGGUCGGUUUCGAUCUUUUGUUUCCGGCAAAGAGUUCAUACGGGUAUAUCACAGGGGAGCGGGAGCUAGCUCUCUGUGGAACUUUACCUAUAUUCCUGGCCCGAGAUCUAAUGACGAUUAUAGUUACCGCCGCGAGAAGUUACCCGGUCAACAGUCGAUUCUUGCAACACGGGAAGCCGAUGGGAUGCAAGUUAUCAUCCCGCUUACCAAAUUUGGGGCACAAUUAAGUCCGUGGUCCAUUUUCUUUGUUGGGGUUUGGCGUUCAAUCUUAGUAUUCCGUCUUAUCAGCUACGGUUUCCUCCUGUGCAACCUGUGGACCAUGAAAUCGACAACAAUUUGGUCUCCGUUUCCUGAACAGAGGUAUCUUGACUUGGCUCAGUUGGGUUGUAGACUCAUCGAGCACCCCAAGGACGAGCUCCACACUUUAUUUGCCUAUGUUCAUCUACAUCGCGCGGAAGGUGAACAAGGAGUGACCACUCUGCAGCAUUUCACUCAUCGCGCUUUUCAAGAUUUUCAGAUAUCCUCCGCUACUUUGUCCACUCAAACCUCGCUUCUCAUGCCCCAAGAGAUUGCUCAUCCUUUGGCAUGAUUAUGCCGAUUAGGUUAGAGCCGAUGCAUGCCUUUCUCACUAUGCGAGAAAAGGAGCCCGUUCACCUUCUCGUACCAAAUGAAUCCUUCGUCAAUGUGCCUCUCCCACUGAAAUGUUUUUUGUCAUGAAAGAUCUCUGUUCCAACAAUCAGGGGUAUUUAGCAAUUGUGGAGUUUAGGCUGUAGGGAGGGGCCUGGAACCCUAAACAGCUAUUAAGGGUCACGUUAUUUCGGGUAACACCUACUGGUUAUGAGUUCUUAUCUACUUUCCCACCACAGUUGUUGCAACAAGGAUUCUUUCAUUACAAUGAUUUUAUUUUGGGAGAAUGUGACAUACUUGUAACACUAAGUGUUCACAUGAGAUUGUCGAAUGAUCCGCUUCUCAAUUGGACUCUUGUCAUCAUGCAUUACGACGUUCACACCUUGAAAUGGACAUCGGAAACAUUUGCCUUAGGCGUGACGCACCUCGGUCAUACCUUUAGCUCUCGGCUAAAGGUGAUGCCGUUUUGAAGGUAAAUCAAUUCUACUCCUUUAUUGUAAUAUUCAGAAAUUUUUAUAGUAUAUAUGAAUACAAAUUUCUUUAUUUAUUUGUUUAAAAAAAAUUGGGAAAUGAAUUAAUUAGAUGAAAUGAA